AAACUUUUUAAAACCGCACACCAAUUAAUUUUCAUAUCGUUUCCUUCGCGUUUUCUUCAUUCAGAGACAUUAACUUUCUCCCUUUCUUUCUUUUGUCCUUUUUAUACAUGACAGUUUAACCCACGAAACUAAUGUAAUUUAUCCAUUACUUGUACAAGAAAUCCAUAAAAAUGUACUUUAAACAUCAGAGUUUGAGUUUGCUUUUCACCUUUGACCUAUCAUUUGUAAAAUGAGUGACUGCAUACCAUGACAUUCAUAAGUGCAUAAAGCUAUAUAUACAGUAUUAUUAUGCAAAAUAGGAAACUGAAUAUUUAUUUGAUCGGCAAAUUUUUGAAACUGAUAUUGAAAUGUCCAGGAUAAACCAUAUUAAAACGUAAGUGUAUAUUUCAUUUUCGUCUUUUGUUCAGCAUAUUUAUGAUUUAUAAAUUUAGUUGUCUCUAUAAACAUCACUUAUUACCUAACAUUAAGCUUUUUAGACUCUUGAAAAGGAAAGACAAUUAUGUCAUAUAAGUAUGACUAAAACAACUAGCAUAACCCAAACGCUGGAUAAAGGAUGGUCUUGGAUUGUAAUGUUGGCAUGUUUUUGUACAUUCUUUUUGAUAGGUGCAAAUAUUCUUGGUGUUGGAAUUAUGAAUUUGGUGCUUCUUGAAAGAUACGGUGAAAAUGUUUUACUAACAGCUUGGGCAGGUUCAUUGCAUACAGCAUUUGCGGCUCUUGGAGGUCCGUUAUCAAGCUUUUUGGUAGACAAAUACAGUUGUAGGACAGCCGUUGUAUUAUCAGGACUAGUUUUUACAGCUGGGUAUUUAGGAACAGCGUUUGCACCUAAUAUUCAAACUACUAUCUUCACAUUAGGCAUUGUCGCCGGAAGUGGCGCAGGCCUUGGUUACACCUCUAGUAUUGUUGUGAUUGGAUUCAAUUUUAAAACGAAACGUGAUACUGCUGUGGGAUUUGCGCUAUCUGGAUUGGGGGCAGGACUGUUUGCCGUUGCUCCAUUGAUGCAACUUGCAGCCGAACACUAUGGAACAACAGGAUUUUUUAUCAUACAGGCUGCAAUCUCAUUGAAUAUUGUAGUUUUUUGGGACCACAUAUUUUCCUAGUAAACUAGAGCUACAUACACAAGAAAUGCGAAGAUUCAACAAUGCAUCGUUGUCUGCAAACGCCAUAACACGCUUCCGCAAAGCCAUCAAACCAUAUAAUAAAGCUUUAAAUAACAAACCUAUAUAUCUUUUGUGUUUAGGAAUGCUUUUAAAUGGUGUCGGAAUUUAUUUAAUAUAUCUAUAUUUUCCUAUCUAUAUCGUGUAUAAAGGAUUUUCAAAAGCUCAGGCAUCAUAUAUGUUGUCGAUUAUAGGAAUAUUUGCAGUAAUUGGUCGUCUAUUAACUGGAUUCGUCGCAAGUCUUCAUAAAUCUAUAGACAUAUGGUUGUACGCUGGUUCUCUCGCUGUCGUUUCGAUUGCUACUAUUGUAUAUCCACACAAUUCAAAUACACUUGUAGGACAAAUAGGCUAUGCAGUAGUAUUUGGACUUUUUUCCGGCAGCUGUUUUGUACUUUUAACAUCAGUUAAUAUGUCGUUUGUUGAUAUAAGGCACGUAUCUGCAGCAAUCGGUGUCGAGUUAUUCUUCUGUGGAAUUGGUUCCAUACUAGGACCGGUAUUU
Ruditapes philippinarum (Manila clam) is the source of this 1653-nucleotide messenger RNA. RefSeq names its product monocarboxylate transporter 9-like. Gene Ontology annotation, molecular function: monocarboxylic acid transmembrane transporter activity. Lineage: Eukaryota; Metazoa; Mollusca; Bivalvia; Venerida; Veneridae. The record is from RefSeq and is a predicted model, not a curated record. Bases 513 to 1097 code for a protein of 194 amino acids. The transcript has 3 exons. Gene Ontology annotation, biological process: monocarboxylic acid transport; transmembrane transport.